AUGCAGUAUGGUGCGCCCCUGCACCACCUGGAAGAUAAUCUGCUGCGGAUGGCACGGCAUCUGUGCAUCACUGCCACGUUCACAACCAUUCCUGGGCUGGUCCUGAUCUCGAUUGAGGAUACGGCGACGUCCACUACGGAGACCAAGAUCAUCCGCUGCCCGAACGGCUAUGAUAUGCACCGACUCGAGUUAACCGACCGCGUGUUCAGGCGUGUAAGUCGCGACAAGAUGACGGUUGAAGAAGCCCUGGGUGAGCUGGACCGCAUCAUGAGCGCACCACCCCUGUUCGCUUGGUACUGGCAGGUGCUUGACUGGGGACUAGCGUCGUGGUCCGUGUGCCUACUGGCUUUUAGUGGAUCGUGGUGGGACUCGCUAGCAGCCCUAAUCCUUGGCAUCGUCAUCGGGUGCCUGAAUCUGGUUGCCGGUCGACUAAAGGGCUACACAAACCUGUUCGAGGUCUCGGUCAGCAUUCUGUCUGGCUUUGUUGCUACAAUCUUCCCUAGCCACCUAUGCUUUGCCGCCGUCACACUAUCCGCCACCGUGGUCCUGCUGCCCGGCCUGGUUCUUACUACGGGCGUCAUCGAGCUGACAGCGCGCAACAUGCACGCUGGCACGAUCCGCGUAUUCUACGCGCUAGUCUUGGCAUUCAUCAUCGCAUUUGGCAUCGAGCUGGGCAACAACAUAUUUGUGGAGAUUUUCUCGCGGCCAGGACGCGUUCCAGACAUGAAUACAGGCACCUGUAGCCCUGUCUCUCAGUGGUACUGGUGGCUAACCUUCCCUGUUUCAAUCUGCAGCAUCUGCCUCCUGAUCAACGUGCACCCGCGCGACUGGCACGCGUGCGUUAUUGUUGGCGGCGCCAUGUUCGCCGUGUUCUGGUACUUAGUGAUGCACCUGCAGCUGACGAUUAUCGGGCCGGUUGUUGCCGCGUUUGUGCUCGGCCUGGUGGCCAACCUGUGGAGCAAGCUGUUCAAGCACAAUGCGUACGCAGUCAUGCUACCUGGCAUGAUGAUCCUCGUACCAGGGAGCGUUGGUGUGCGUGGCAUCCUGUCCAUGUUCACUGCUUCGGGAUCGAGCACGCAGCUGGCGGUACAGAUGAUCCGCACGUCGCUGAGCAUCAUGACUGGGUUGUUUGCCAGCACAUUUGUAGUCUACCCACGUGGCAAGAAGCACUCGGCGCUGCUGACUGUCUGA
Molecule: messenger RNA, 1191 nt
Organism: Linderina pennispora
Lineage: Eukaryota; Fungi; Kickxellomycota; Kickxellomycetes; Kickxellales; Kickxellaceae
Product: DUF1212-domain-containing protein
Exons: 1
Coding region: 1-1191 (396 amino acids)
Biological process (GO): transmembrane transport
Molecular function (GO): transmembrane transporter activity
Source: RefSeq, a predicted model, not a curated record